This is a messenger RNA of Meriones unguiculatus (Mongolian gerbil), 2468 nucleotides long. It is a transcript of the gene Slc15a3, whose product is annotated as solute carrier family 15 member 3. Gene Ontology annotation, biological process: transmembrane transport. The transcript is spliced from 8 exons. The record is from RefSeq and is a predicted model, not a curated record. The coding region runs from base 602 to 2335 and encodes 577 amino acids. Gene Ontology annotation, molecular function: transmembrane transporter activity. NCBI's taxonomy places the organism in Eukaryota, Metazoa, Chordata, Mammalia, Rodentia, Muridae. Gene Ontology annotation, cellular component: lysosomal membrane.
GGCAACAGCCCAGGAGAAAGGAGAUUUUUAGAAAGCUGGAUGAGAAGGGACCCUUGUGACCCACAGGCUUUCAUUUCUCCUAAAUACUGGGUGACGUAGGCAGCCCCAGGGCCAGUGAAAGGGGAAGUCCGCAGUUUCUUAAGAAGCAGAGAGAGAAGGACAGAGGGGACUGGGAAGAGGAAGGGAGGCAGUCAGGCAAAGAGGAGUGUGUGGAGGAGGUGGCAAGGCCAGGGUGUGCAUUGAGACCCAGGUGUCAUAAAAGACCAGACAACAGUUGAGAAAAGACAGACAAAGGGGGAAUUUAGCAGGAAAGAGGGGGAGGGUAGAGAAGUGGAGUAAUCGGGGUGACAGGGUGGGGUUUGGGGGAAGAGAAGGCCGAAGUGGGGGAAGGAGAGGGCAGAAGCACAUAGGAGAUGAGCAACAAGAAGGAUUGAAGAGUGGAAGGAGAGAGUGGAGAAUUAAGGAGGAGAUCGAAUCUAGGUAGCAAACAGAGGGACCUGAGGGGAAAAAAAGAGGGAAACAAGGGGAGAGAAAAGAGAGCGUUCCGAUUUAGAGGAAAAGAGAGGAUAGAGGAGAGGGUUUGGGUCACAGGAGGCCCAGGAUGUCUGCUCCUCGCGCCGGAGAGCAGCCAAGCAGGUCCGGAGAGCGGCGACCGCUGUUGGCUCAAGGCUCGCGGGCCCCCCCACGGUGGAGACGGACAGCGGUCGCCGCGGUGCUGCUAGUCCAGCUGCUGGAACGAGCUGCGUUCUUCGGCGUCACCUCCAACCUCGUGCUCUACCUCAACAGCUUGAACUUCAAUUGGGAGGGCGAGCACGCUUCGCGGGCCACGCUCCUCUUCCUGGGCGCCUCCUACCUGCUGGCUCCAGUGGGAGGCUGGCUGGCCGACGUGUACCUGGGCCGCUUCCUCGCUAUCUCGCUCAGCCUGCUGCUCUACCUGGCCACCACCGGCUUGCUGCUCACCGUCAUCACCGACGAUGGUCGCAGAUCCUUCUGCGGAGAGAUGCCCGAGCUUCCGCUGGGACCCGCCUGCCCAUCCGGAGACUGCCAAAGCUUCUGGUCCAGCCCCUACUGCGCGACCACUCUCUACUUGGUGCUCCUGCUCCUGGCGCUGGCUGCCAGCUCCGUGAGGAGCAACCUCACGUCUUUUGGGGCUGACCAGGUGAUGGAUCUUGGGCGCGAUGCCACCCGCCGCUUCUUCAACUGGUUCUAUUGGAGCAUCAGCCUGGGUGCCGUACUGUCCCUGCUGGUGGUGGCCUUCAUUGAGCAGAACAUCAGCUUCCUGUGGGGCUACAGCAUUAUCGUGGGCCUCGUGGGACUGGCAUUCUUCAUCUUUCUCCUUGCCACCCCCGUCUUCAUCACCAAACCCCCAACAGGCAGCCAAGUGUCAUCUAUGCUGAAGCUUGCAUUCCAAAACUGCUGUCCCCGGUGCUCUUCCAGGGACUCUGAAGCUGCCCACCUAUUGCCUGCCCAGAGGUAUCAACAGCCAGGAGCUUCUCCACAGGAAGACAGGGACAACUUCCAGGUGCUGGUGAAGCUCCUGCCUGUGAUGGUGACCCUUGUGCCUUACUGGAUGGUGUAUUUCCAGAUGCAGUCUACCUAUGUCCUUCAAGGUCUCCACCUCCAUAUCCCCAACAUCUUCAGGACCAACCCUAACAGUAGCUCUCUAUCUCUGAGAUCAGCCAGCAGCAACUACAGGAUCCCAGAAGCCUGGCUCCUGCUGGCCAGCGUUGUGGUGGUGUUGAUUCUGGUCCCUGUCAAGGACCACGUGAUUGACCCUCUACUGCUUCGGUGGAGGCUACCGCCCUCAGCUCUGCGGAAGAUGGCCCUGGGCAUGUUCUUUGGGUUCACGUCCAUCAUUGUGGCAGGAGUCCUGGAGAAAGAACGCUUGCAGUACAUCGCUGCCAACCAGACUGUGCCUCAGGUGAUUGGGCACGACUUGUACUACGCGGCGCCACUGUCUAUCUGGUGGCAAAUCCCCCAGUACCUGCUCAUCGGGGUCAGCGAGAUUUUUACCAGCAUCCCAGGUCUGGAGUUUGCCUACUCAGAAGCCCCACGCUCCAUGCAGGGUGCAAUCAUGGGCAUCUUCUUCUGCCUUUCGGGGGUAGGGUCACUGCUAGGCUCUGGCCUGGUGGCCUUACUCUCCUUUCCAGGAGGCUGGAUGUACUGUCCCAAGGACUUUGGGAACAUCAACAACUGCCGGAUGGACCUCUACUUCUUCCUGCUGGCCGGCAUUCAGGCUGUCACAGCCAUCCUGUUUCUCUGGAUUGCUGGUCGCUAUGAGAGGACUCGUCAAGAUCCGGCCUCCCAGAGCUCAUCCAGCAGGGUCAGGGGCUGAACUGAUCUCCGCCCACCCAGACAGACAGUGUCACAGCGCUGGCAGCUGUGCCCAUUCUCAUCUCAUUUAUUCUGUACCCAACAUUAGAAUGAAGUGGUUCCCAUAAAUAAGGGGCAUGCGCCCUCCCUCUUGA